AUGGGGAAGUUUUUUAGAAAUGAGGGUGUGUUUGUUAUUGUGAUUCUUUUCUUUGGUUUGUUCGUGGCGCGGAUUUCCGAUGCCAGGAAGCUUGAGAAAGAGACGCUUGGCGGAGGUGGUGUUGGCGGUGGUGGGGGGUUCGGAGGUGGCGGCGGCGGCGGAUUUGGUGGCGGGCAUGGUGGAGGAGGAUUUGGUGGCGGCAGUGGCGGAGGUUUUGGUGGUGGUGUCGGAGGAGGGUUUGGAGGUGGUAAGGGAGGUGGCUUCGGUGGAGGAUUCGGAGGCGGGAAAGGUGGUGGUGGUGGGAUAGGAUUUGGCGGCGGUGGAGGAUUUGGUGGUGGAAAGGGCGGUGGUAUUGGAGGAGGCUUUGGAAAAGGUGGCGGCGGCGGCUUCGGUGGAGGCGGAGGUGGUGGACAUUAG
Molecule: messenger RNA, 417 nt
Organism: Striga asiatica
Lineage: Eukaryota; Viridiplantae; Streptophyta; Magnoliopsida; Lamiales; Orobanchaceae
Source: the annotation of a GenBank genome assembly